AUGGGAAACAUAGAGAAAACCAUAUUGGACAGUAUAACGCAAGAUGACCCUUCGUUCACCGGCGAUGGAUACACGUCACUGGCUAUCAUCUACGCGACCCUGGCAAUUUGCAACUGGUUGGCACCAUCAGUCAUCACCAUCACAGGGCCGAGGGGUGCCAUGUUGAUUGGCGGCUUCACUUACUUGUUCUUCAUAGUGACGUUCCUCUUCCCGCGCACGUGGCUUCUGUACGUCGCCAGCGUGCUCAUCGGCGCCGGGGCCGCCGCCAUAUGGACCGGCCAGGGCAACUACCUCACCCUGAACAGCGACGCCGACACCAUCUCGCGGAACUCUGGCAUCUUCUGGGCAAUGCUGCAAUGCAGCUUAUUCUUCGGCAACCUGUUCGUGUUCAUAAAGUUCCAAGGCAAGACCCACAUCGACCUGGAGACGCGGAACGUGGUCUUCGGUGCCCUGACUGCCGUGUGCGCGGUGGGAAUAGUGUUCCUGUUACUCCUGAGGCCCAUCAGGCGGGCGCCCGCAUUAGACGAUGUUAAGGUGAAAUUCCAGGAGACUGACGUCGUGAACCAUGAAAACGACGGCCCACUGGAAGCCUUCAAAGGCGCCCUGAAACUGUUCGCCACUAGGGACAUGAUUUACCUCAGCUGCACCUUCAUUUAUACUGGGGUGGAGCUGUCGUUCUUCAGUGGUGUUUACAGCCCUAGCAUCGGCUUCACUCUAGCAAUGGGGGAGAAUGCUAAGCAACUUGUGGGCUUGUCCGGCGUAUUCAUCGGAAUGGGAGAAGUGCUGGGCGGAGCGCUGUUCGGUAUCCUGGGCUCGAGGACCACCCGCUGGGGCCGCGAUCCGAUCGUGAUAAUGGGCUACAUCAUUCACGUGUGCAGCUUCUUCCUGAUCUUCAUCAACCUGCCCAACGUGGCGCCGUUCGGCGACACCACGGAGACCUCCUACAUGGACCCCUCCCCCUACUUAGCGAUGUUCUGCAGCUUCCUACUCGGUUUCGGCGACGCCUGUUUCAACACCCAGAUAUACUCGAUACUGGGCGGCAACUACUCUGACAACAGCACGUCCGCCUUCGCGCUGUUCAAGUUUACCCAGUCGCUGGCGGCGGCCUCGUGCUUCUUCUACUCGUCGCGGGCGCCGCUCUCGGUGCAGCUGGGCGUGCUGGCGGUGCUCGCUUCCCUGGGCACGGCCGCCUUCUGCCGCGUCGAGUGGGCGGGGCGGGCGAGGGCGCGCGCCGCCGCACUCGACGCGAUCGACGACAAGCCCACCCCGGCGACGCACCUCGCCGACAACGCGCUGCACUACGAC
Messenger RNA from Iphiclides podalirius (scarce swallowtail), 1305 nucleotides. NCBI's taxonomy places the organism in Eukaryota, Metazoa, Arthropoda, Insecta, Lepidoptera, Papilionidae. The record is from the annotation of a GenBank genome assembly.